GGAUCCGCCGAGGAUAAAUAAUCGAAGUCAAAGUAACCUGCUCCACGCUUACGUGGCAAAAUCAGAACCCUUCAUCUGUUAUUCACGUUGGAAAUUAGUGGCAUUUAUUAAUAUAUCUCUGUCAAGAUCAGCGAACAGCGGAUUCAUUCAACCUCUAUCCCAAACUUCUUGUACUUCGACUGCAUCUUUAGACUUUGAAAUUGCUAUUUCUCAACUUCACCUCAGAGAUUUCACUCAUCAGAUUUGUGCUUGGGGUUUUCCUCAUCUCUUAGUUAAAACCAUGGAUUUUAGCCAUUUAAAUCGUGGGCAGAUGACUCUGAUGGGAUCUGCGUUUUGUGUGGUGCUUUCGUUGCAUUUCACACUGCAGCUUGUGUCACAGCAUCUUUUUUACUGGAAAAACCCCAAGGAGCAGAAAGCUAUACUUAUUAUUAUUCUUAUGGCUCCUAUAUAUGCUGCUGUCUCCUUUGUGGGUUUAUCGGAUAUUAGAGGAAGCAAAGCCUUCUUCAUGUUUCUGGAAUCUGUCAAGGAAUGUUACGAGGCUUUUGUGAUCGCUAAGUUCAUGGCUUUGAUGUAUAGUUACUUGAAUAUAUCUAUUAGCAAAAAUAUUGUACCUGAUGAAAUUAAAGGUAGAGAGAUUCACCAUUCAUUUCCUAUGACCCUUUUUCAGCCUCGAACAGUUAGGCUGAACCACCAUACACUAAAGCUUCUCAAGUAUUGGACAUGGCAAUUCGUUGUCAUCCGCCCAGUGUGUUCUGUCUUGAUGAUAACCCUGCAACUUCUUCAGUUUUAUCCAUCUUGGUUGAGCUGGACAUUCACAAUCAUCCUCAAUGUGUCUGUUUCAUUAGCGUUAUACUCUUUGGUAGCCUUUUACCAUGUCUUUGCCAAAGAGUUGGAACCUCAUAAGCCACUUGCGAAGUUCUUGUGCAUCAAGGGAAUUGUUUUCUUCUGCUUUUGGCAGGGAGUGGUGCUUGACAUACUUGUUGCUGUGGGCAUCAUUCGAGCAAAUCAUUUCUGGUUGGAUGUGGAGCACCUUGAGGAAGCUCUUCAGAACGUAUUGGUGUGUCUAGAGAUGGUUGUAUUCGCUGUUCUCCAGCAGUAUGCAUACCAUGUUUAUCCGUAUAGUGGAGAAACUGAAGCUAAGUUGAAGCUAGGCAAGAAACUUGAAUGAUUUUGGGAUUCCCGAGCUCUAAUUUAGAAAAGAGAAAUACCUGUUUCUGUGGGAUUUGAACAUAAUUUUUAUGAAUGCUUGUGAUCUGUUUUGUAAUUGCCUUCGCAUAUCAAACAUAAAAUUUAUUUAUUUAUGCGUAAGAACGACAUUUACGCGAUACUAAA
Gossypium raimondii (Peruvian cotton) is the source of this 1332-nucleotide messenger RNA. RefSeq lists its product as uncharacterized. Gene Ontology annotation, biological process: transport. Lineage: Eukaryota; Viridiplantae; Streptophyta; Magnoliopsida; Malvales; Malvaceae. The record is from RefSeq and is a predicted model, not a curated record. Bases 281 to 1168 code for a protein of 295 amino acids. Gene Ontology annotation, molecular function: transporter activity. The transcript has 5 exons.